GCAAAGCGCACGACAAUCUCCACCGCCGGCGUCCUCUACCUCAUCGCCAUGUAUGGGACCUGGGGCAACAAGAAGAAGGCAUUGGACAGCACGGCACCCUUCCGCUACUCCGUUGUGAAGGGAGACACGCUGAGUAGCAUCGCAAUCAAGACCAAGCAGGCCGAGGACAAGAUCCGAGAGAUGAACCCCAUGGUGUUUUGCAGCAAGAACGCCACCGUGUACCCCGGCCAAGAGCUGAUCGUGGACGAAUCGCUGGCCGUAUCGUUGCCGCCCCCGCCUGAACUCAUCGACCAUGGGUGGGGUCAAAUGCACGUGGUACGGUCAGGCGACACGGUCAAGACCAUUGCCGUCGAAUACAACACAACCGAAGAGUUCAUUCGCAGCGACAACCGACAGUACUUCCCGCAGGGCGAGCGAGGCAUCCUUUUUCCAGGACAGAUGCUGCACAUCCGCGUCGUCAACACCCAACAAUCCGACGAACUCGUCCUCCGACCCGGCGAUGUGGUCCAUGUGGUGACCUCCAACGACACGUUCGAGUCCAUCGCAGCGACGUACCACACGACCCGCGCGCGCAUCUUGCUCAAGAACAAGUCGGCGUUUCCCAUCGGCCACAAGCCUCGUCUGACGGCGGGGACGACGCUGAUCGUGGGUCACAACGCUGAGAUCGCCGACCGCAUCAAGCACGUGGGCGAAGUGAAACUCACCAAGCAGAUCCACGAAGUCGAGUAUGGCGAAACCCCAGAAAGCAUUUGCGAGCUGUACGGCAUGACCAUGGACGAAAUGCGCGACUUCAAUCGCGCGUACUUCCCCAAGGGAUACCGAGGGGACAUCCGCCCGUCGUUCAAGCUCGUGGUGAAGCGCCAGGACUCGAAUGCGAUUGACAACCAAGUGGAGCAUGUAGACGUGGCACCAUCCAACGAAGCAGCUUCGUCGUCGACGAAGAAGACGAAGAAGAAGCGGUCGAGUAAGACCCACCGAGACAACCAAGUCGACGCCGACAACAGCGAGUAAUAACAUUAUAUCAUCAUCAUCCCCCAUCCACA
Messenger RNA from Aphanomyces astaci, 1043 nucleotides. RefSeq lists its product as hypothetical. NCBI's taxonomy places the organism in Eukaryota, Oomycota, Saprolegniomycetes, Saprolegniales, Verrucalvaceae. The transcript has a single exon. The record is from RefSeq and is a predicted model, not a curated record. The coding region runs from base 49 to 1011 and encodes 320 amino acids.